UCAAAUAAUCUGCUUGAUCUAGAAACUGUAAAGUUUAAGAAAAAAUAAUGUUUUUCUACCCAGAUGUCCUCCACCGCCACACUGGAUGUUUUUCCACAGUUUGGUUAGCAGCCACCAGAGGUAUCAAGGUCACCCGCAGAGAGCUUCUCAAAGUCAAUGUCAGGCGAACAUGCGGGGACAUUUUGGACUAUGUGACUGCUCAGGUUCCUCCACCACAACCCUCCCUACCGAGGCCUCGCUUCUCCCUCUACCUGUCGUCUCAGCUGCAGUAUGGAGUGGUCGUCGUCUUCCACAGGCAGUGUGGCUUCCUGCUCGAGGAGAUUCAACAGACCAUUGAUCGACUGCUGCGCUCUAAAAGAUGCAUAUAUAUUGACAUGGCUGAGUCUGACAGGUUGGCCUCGGAUGUGCCUGACAGCCUGUACAUGCUGCAGGAGGCUGAGGGAGCGCAGGACCCUUUCUUUGGUCUUAUGGAAUCACAUCAACUGCCCAGCCCCUAUAAAAUACACCAAAAAAUGUGGGUGAAUGAAGAGGCAGGUUCACAGCACACCCUGGUGCCCGGUCCCCACAAUGCACUCGACAUGCAGGGUUUCAGGUCACCUCCGGCUGCCAUCUCCCUGAAAGAGAAGGAGCAGUUUGUCAUCACCCUUGCUGAGUAUUUUGAAGGAGAUGACCUCCCUGAAGCCACAGACAGAGAGAUCGACUUGUUGUUGGAUCAACCAGACCCGUUCCGCAGAGAAGCGGAGGAGCGGCAGACAGACGACAGGACCGGGGAGGACAUGUCCCCUUUUGACCAGCUGAAGGAGACAGUGCUGGGAGCAGAGCGGGACAGUGUGUGGCUGCUCGACGAGGAGUCGGGUCACCCUGCGGAGGUUCCUCUGGCAUCUGUUGCCCCAGAGAUGACCCCUCUGCAGGUUGCCAUGCCAACUCCACCCUCUGGCGCAUCUGGGAAAGAGGGAGCGACAGAAAGUCCCUGUGAAGGGGUGGUUGUUCCUCCUCUUAGGAAGCCCGGUAGAGGCCGCAGGCGUCAGCUGGUCUUUGCGGACCCUGAGGUCCAGAUAUCUGAGAAAGGAAUGAAGGAACAGAUCGUAAACCCGCUGGCCGAGACACUGAACAUGUCAGAGUUCUUGCUGGACUUGCCCUCCUUCACCAAGCGUUCCACUCCUGCUCAGCUCUUCAGCGCCCCCUGUGGAUCCCUCCUCGAUGCUGACCUCCAGUCACUAUGGAAACAGUGUGCCGUGCUCAACGCCCUGCCUGGACAUGAGAGAGGAGAGGAGGCGACAGGGGAGUCAGAGCAGGACAGAGAAAUACUGAGGAUAGAGAGGAAGAGGAGGCACUCGAGCAUGAGAGAGAUGUCCAGUGAGUCAGGACUGCAACCCGCCGACGUCACGUCUGCAUUAGAUCAGAUCCUGGACAUGUCCAAAGAGGACAAAUCCGUAAGCGAUGUGAUCACACCUGUCAGCAGAUGGUCUCCACAUAUGGAGGCCCAGCCACCAAUGGAGCCCAUAGCGGAGGAGAACAUCGAGAUGCCCGAGGCUCAGACUGACACAGAGAGCAGGGACAUGUUGAGCUGGAUCUCCUCCGGCCUGCAGAGGUUUGAAGAAGUCACUUUUGACUCUCUGGUGUCCCGAGAGGCCGACCGCACCACUGCAGCUCACACGCUCUACAAACUGCUGGAGCUGCUGUCUGCUCGACAGGUGACUGUACACCAGACGGAGCCCUACAGUUACAUCACCAUAAACCCUGCAGCCUGAACACAGGAAGUUAAUAAUCUUUUUUUAUUGAUGAACAUAAUGAAUGAAUUUGAUCCUUUGGCUUUUAGUAACUCAUGAUAUCAGAUCAUAAUAACCAUAUCAUUACAUUAAAUGUUUUAAUAUGAAUUGUUAAAUUACUCAAAAGGGUUAAACAUU
Cottoperca gobio is the source of this 1907-nucleotide messenger RNA. It is a transcript of the gene rec8b, whose product is annotated as REC8 meiotic recombination protein b. Bases 48 to 1751 code for a protein of 567 amino acids. Lineage: Eukaryota; Metazoa; Chordata; Actinopteri; Perciformes; Bovichtidae. The transcript is spliced from 18 exons. Gene Ontology annotation, biological process: double-strand break repair; meiotic sister chromatid cohesion. Gene Ontology annotation, cellular component: meiotic cohesin complex. Gene Ontology annotation, molecular function: protein binding; chromatin binding. The record is from RefSeq and is a predicted model, not a curated record.